Molecule: messenger RNA, 1089 nt
Organism: Sitodiplosis mosellana (orange wheat blossom midge)
Lineage: Eukaryota; Metazoa; Arthropoda; Insecta; Diptera; Cecidomyiidae
Product: myosin heavy chain 95F-like
Exons: 7
Coding region: 1-1089 (362 amino acids)
Biological process (GO): actin filament organization; vesicle transport along actin filament
Cellular component (GO): actin cytoskeleton; cytoplasm; vesicle
Molecular function (GO): ATP binding; microfilament motor activity; actin filament binding
Source: RefSeq, a predicted model, not a curated record
AUGUACUUGGAAAACUACUUUAGAUGCCUGGAUCCACGCUGUCAAAUGUCAUCAUUCCGCGCCGAACGUCAUUCAGUCGUAUUGUUUAUUCUUGUUCAUUGUGCGAAAUUGGUGUUGAAAGCAGUUCAAAGUACGAAUGCAUCAAACGUUUCAAUUUUCAUAAAUCCAUAUGAAAAUAUUGAAGGAAUUUAUGGAUCCGAACAAAUAUCAAGAUAUUUGACUAAUGAGAGUAUAGUCGAAAAAUUACCACCACAUAUUUAUGCUACCGCAAACGACGCCCUGAACAAAUUGAAACUUUUCAAGAGGAAACAAUCAAUUUUAUUAACGGGUGUAUCGGGGUCUGGAAAAACACAAAAUUGUGAAAAUAUCGUUGACUUUUUAUGUCAGGAAUCCAAUUCGAAAAAUGUUGUUGAUAUUUUCUUCAAUGAAGAGAUGCAACAAACUGGUGGUAAAAUAUCAUACCAUUUGUUGGAGGCACAUCGAACUUGUGGUACAAAUCCAAAUGAAUCUAAUUUUCAUGUUUUUUACACAUUACUCCACGGCCUAUCAACCAAUCUAUUGAAUAAUAUAUGUCUUGACAAAACAACUCACUAUAGAUAUCUACCAGAUCGAGACCUGAUAUUCAAAACCAAUGAUAAUACAUGUUUGGACACCAACUUCAAUCUUUUGGAGAAAAAUCUGAGCAAACUUGGUUUCACAAUGAAUGACAAGAAAAACAUAUAUUCAGUUUUGUCGGCAAUAUUGAAUUUGGGUAACGUGGAAUAUGAAAAAAUUAGCAGUGACGAAAGUUGUUCCAUCAAAAUUGAGUCAAGAAAAUAUUUGUGUAGUGCGGCUGCUCUAUUAAACAUCAAUGAAGUGGAACUAGAAGAAGUAUUAACCAGCCACACCAGAGAAGUUUGUGGCCAACGAAUCAUAUCUCCAUUAUCCAAGACUGCAGCGGAAAAUACAAAAGAUGGUUUAGCAAAAUUGGUCUAUGAAAAACUAUUUGGUCAAAUCAUGCAAUUCAUAAAUAAUCAUCUCUUUCAAUCUUCAUCGUCAAAUCACUCCAUUGGAAUCUUGGACAUAGCAGGAUUCGAACACAUUCCAUAG